Molecule: messenger RNA, 2224 nt
Organism: Haliotis rubra (blacklip abalone)
Lineage: Eukaryota; Metazoa; Mollusca; Gastropoda; Lepetellida; Haliotidae
Product: WD repeat-containing protein 54-like
Exons: 9
Coding region: 55-1029 (324 amino acids)
Molecular function (GO): protein binding
Source: RefSeq, a predicted model, not a curated record
UAGCGUACUGGGCAACAGGUUCCCGUUAGUUGUGAUCAAAUCUGCUCCCGAAAAAUGUAUCGCAAAGAAAAGCCAGUUGUGAUCAAAGGUAGCGCGUCUUCUUUACCAAACAAUCUUAGCAUUCUUGCAACUCCAGAGAAGGGGUCCCUGAACUAUGCUGUCGUGCACAAGUCGACUGUCAACCUGGUAACCGCUACAACUGACGGAACCACUGUAACUGGGAGACAAGUCGUUUGCAAGGAGCCGACCGCUACUCAAGGCAGCCCUUUCAUUACCCAGGUAAAAUGGAUCAUACUGCCAGUGAGGACGGUCCUGAUAUUGACGUCACAGAGGGGUAUACAGAUGUUUGAGCCUGAUGGUUCCGUCAUGAUAUACUGGCAUGCUCUCAGUGACUGCAUGGACAGCAGCAAUUUUGGUCGUGGCAUCUCAGGAGUUGGAGAUAACUUGAUAUGUGUUGGGACAGAAAGUGGGCUGAUAUUAGUGUUCAACAUGCCCCCCAAAGGUACAAAUAUCACCUAUCAGGAAGCUCUCAAAGGGCACACAUGUGCCAUCUGCGACCUGGCCUCCGACAAGGACACGAUGGUGAGCGGGGACGAGAGGGGCAGUAUCUUAGUCUGGAAGGCCAUGGGGCAACAGCUGCAACAGACUGUCAAAAUCACAGGAGGCGGGAGCCCGUGCAGCAGUAUAGCACUCUGGCGAGGCAUCAUCGUGGGCGGAUAUGGCUCGGGGCAUCUACGUGUCUACAGUGCAGCAAGUGGAAAGAUAAGUGCAGAAGUCACCGCACAUGCUCGAUGGAUUAAUGCAAUAGAUAUUGCUCGAGAAAAUGGAAUGUUGUUGUCCGUGAGUGAUGAUGCAUCUUAUCGGGUGUGGAAGCUCACAGAGGGAACAAUGCCACAGAUUCAGUACCGGCACUCAGACACAGUGACUGAUGUACAGCUUGUCGGGGGGCAGUUUGUUGACGGUCAAGGGAGAGCACUCUGUCUCACCGGCUAUGACUGCAGUGAGAUAGUGUUCUUUGUCCAGUGCUGAGCUCGACACUGUCAGUCCAGUAUUAUUGCUUAGCUUUAGUCCGGUGUGCAAGUAGAUGUCCCAUCUGUGAAGUCCCAUCUGUGCAAUUCCACACAAGAAGGAAAAUUUUGUGAGAGAGAUAUUUCUUUGGUUAUCUGGUGUCAUAUUGUUUGUUGUAAAACCUGUUGCGUACACAUACAGUAUGCCAUUUGUAUGUAUAGUGUAAGAGAAAUCAUGUAGAAAUGAGCUCAGUCUCACUGAGAGAAGAUUUUAUUGAUUGUUGCUGCUAAAUAAAGAUCUGAAGACAUCCCAUUACAGGUCAUGUCAGGGUGACCUUUCAGUAGACCAAUCAGAGUGACCCUUAUUAGAUCAGGAAAGUGUCAGGGUGUAUUUUACAGAGAUUUCCAAGUGACAGUUUUCGACUACAACUGAUUCAGUUAGUGUCAUUAUCACUAUCUCAAUUCUCAAAUCAAAUGUGGUAUGUGAAUCUGAAACUAUAGCAGUAGCAAUGAAGAGUAGACAUCCACACAGGUAUCACAGGUGUUACACAACAAGUAGUGACAUUUGUGCAAUGUAUUCUCAUUGUUCUGAACUCUUGUAGGUUCCCACUCACUGUUUUAGUGGCAGAAAUAAAACAUAGUGACUACAAAGUGGCCUUAUAUGUUCAUAAAUGAUGGCGGGUCAGCCUAGUGAUUAAAGCGUUCGCUCAUCACACCGAAGACCUGGGUUCGAUUCCCCACAUGGGUACAAUGUGUGAAGCCCAUUUCUGGUGUCUCCCACAGUGAUGUUGCUGGAAUAUUGCUAAAAACGGGAUGAUGGCAUGUGCAGAAAAUGCUAAAUAUUGAUGCUGGCAUUUGGGAUCUUGUCACUGUAUCAGCUAUGAGUACCUUUUUCGUUGCAGUUGCCAUGGUUGCAACAUCUGAUAGUUUCCAUGGCUGAAGUUACUGGAAAGACUGAAAUACUUUCUGAAGACUUAUUGUUCUGUUACCAUGGUGUCAUCCUCACAGGAUGUCUUUAACAUCCGCUGAAAGUGUAGAGCACAGACAAAUAACCUGUUUUCGUAGUAAUAUCAUAACUUUUUCUGGACCUAAUUUCCUUAUGUAUUUUGUCAUUGCACAAACAAAAUAUUGUUAUCAAAUGUCUAGCGAUAAAACCCUAAUUGAUCCUGAAGAAGAAGUGUGACUGUUCAUCAUGUGUUGGCGUGUUUCUGGCAAAA